AGUUCCCGACGACGACAAGGCCAGGCCAAUCCAUAUCACGCAUCUGGGUCUAGGUUUUUUCCUGCUGCCUCGCGAUUACUGCGGCCUGCUUUAUCUAUUACUUCAAAGGGUCUCCUUCUCCCUUGCGGCUAUCUCGACGUUCUUCUUCGACCACCCCAUCUUCUUUCACCGAUCAACGACAACUGCCCCGCUCACCAUGAAUAUCCUGGAAUGGGCCUUUGGAAAGCGCAUGACGCCUGCGGAGCGUCUGCGCAAGAACCAGCGCAUGCUCGACAAGGCCAUUCGUGAACUCGACCAGACAAGAGUUAAGCUGGAGAAGCAAGAAAAGACCCUUAUCCAACAAAUCAAGACAAGCGCCAAGAAUGGACAAAUGGGAGCCUGCAAGAUCCAGGCCAAGGACCUGGUUCGCACGAGACGAUACGUAGAGAAGUUUUACAGCAUGCGCAGUCAACUACAAAAGAUUUCACUGCGCCUCCAGACAUACAGAACGAACGAAGAUAUGAUGCAAGCUAUGAAGGGUGCCACCAGGGCUCUGGGAAGCAUGAACAAGCAGAUGAACCUUCCCCAGCUCCAGCGAAUCGCCAUGGAAUUCGAGCGCGAAAACGACAUAAUGGAUCAACGAUCAGAGGUCAUGGAUGAUGUAUUCGACGACGCCAUGGAUGUAGGAGUUGAGGAAGAGGGUGACGAGGUAGUGGAGCAAGUUCUGGAAGAGAUUGGCGUGGACUUUAAUCAAGCACUUGGUGAAACUCCUACCGCAUUAGGAACCGCGGCUGUUCCUGAGGGCAAGAUCGCUCAGGCAGUUGGCGGAGGAGGCGGCGGUGGUGGUGGCGGUGACCCCGUCGAUGAUGACCUCCAAGCAAGACUGGACAGUCUGCGGAAAUAGAUGGGCGACAGGCGAUUAUUGGUGUUUUGUUUCAACAUGUCAACCCGAUCGUGUCAGGCGAAAUGCUCGUCUAUCAAUCAGUCGGACCACAGCAAGGCGACAGACUUGAUAAACAGCUUAUCUAUGGCCGUGGGAGAAAUUGGCGACUUCAUGGCGCUAUGUCUGCCGGGGUGCAUUGGUGUCUGGAGCACUGUAUUUUAAUUCCUAACUUUUCGACGUUUUUGGUGCUUUAUAGGAAACGAUAUUCGCCGUUGCGAAUUCUAU
This is a messenger RNA of Fusarium graminearum PH-1, 1147 nucleotides long. RefSeq lists its product as uncharacterized. The record is from RefSeq and is a predicted model, not a curated record. The transcript has 4 exons. The coding region runs from base 197 to 883 and encodes 228 amino acids. Gene Ontology annotation, cellular component: ESCRT III complex; multivesicular body. Gene Ontology annotation, biological process: endosome transport via multivesicular body sorting pathway; protein transport; late endosome to vacuole transport. NCBI's taxonomy places the organism in Eukaryota, Fungi, Ascomycota, Sordariomycetes, Hypocreales, Nectriaceae.